Molecule: messenger RNA, 2502 nt
Organism: Dracunculus medinensis (Guinea worm)
Lineage: Eukaryota; Metazoa; Nematoda; Chromadorea; Rhabditida; Dracunculidae
Source: the annotation of a GenBank genome assembly
AUGCCUGAAGCAUAUCAUACACAUAUACUGGAAAACGAUCAAGCGAAAUAUUAUGGCAAAGUGCAAAAACGCCUCAGAAACAUACAGUACAUAACAAGAUAUAAAAUGCAAGCAUUGAAAGGCUUAAACAAUUGGCUGGUAUCAUCUACUGUUAUCAGGAAUAUCUCAGCUCAAAUGUCGUUGUUCGCUGGUGAAGUUGUUGAAAGUUGUUCAUCUUUUCAAGCUCAGCCAGUAUCAUCUUUCAUUAGUCCUUCAUCACCUACUGAUAUUUAUUCAAAUCGUAGCGCUGGAAGUUCGUCUCCAUGUACUUCACCAAAACGUACUAGUAAUUCGCUUAUACUUCUUCAUCUUCCUUUCAAUCAACACUCAAAACUUGAAGUUAAACCAGGCGUUCUUGUGCGCGAUGCGAUUGGGAAAAUUCUUGACAAGAGAAAUAUUCUGCCACAAAUGUGCAGUGUUUGUACCGGACCUGACCCAUCUAGCACUCAGAUAAGUCUCAGUAUGGAUCUUGAAACCCUUGCUAAUGUUUUGGAAAAAAAAGAACUUUGGGUUCAUAGUGCUUAUUUAUCCAUACUCGUAUCUAUUCAGCAUAGCUUUGUUCGUAAAACUUUUCUCUCUGUUGCGUUUUGUGACGUAUGUCGGAAGCAAAUAUGGUUGCAAGGGUAUCGAUGUGAUUUAUGCCAGUUCAAAUUUCAUCAAAAAUGUGCUUCACAAGUGCCGAAUUAUUGUGAUCGUAUGCAGCAAAUUUCGCACGAUGUACAUAUGGCCAAUAAAUUGAGAAAUUUUUGCGAACAGUAUGGUGGGCCAAAUGCAGCCCUAGUUACAGAAAUCAUCCAGCAUUUUCAGAGUCCGAACAUUGGUAAUAUUAUUAAAGAUUCAGCCAGCAACCGGCAACAAGGUAUUACUCGGCAACAAGCAGUGCGGAUUCCUACUCGCAGCGAUGCGACCAGUUCAGCUAUUAGUGUAUCUUCUCGAGAUCGAUCCUCUUCUGCUCCAAAUAUUUAUGAAAUAACUAAGGACGAGCCUGCUCUUGAGGCGAAAGUAAUCGACGCAUUGGCAAGCAAUGUUCAUAUCAGUGUUUCUUCUUCAGGCGCUCCUUAUUACUCAAAUACGAAUCAGUCAAUUACCACUGCUAAACUUAUCAAACCAAUGGUUUUCGGAUCUCGUGAUUGCAAUACUCCGAUAUUUCGACAUUCGAAUCGUCUUCAUCCAUCUGGUGCAGUUGGAAUAUCGUCACCAUCUACUGUAAUUAGUUCACCGACGUCAACUAGUUCAUCACCUCUUCCCGCUCUUUCUACAACAUUAAUUGACGUUGCAUCUGGCUUCCCUCCAACUCCUCCGCAGUCAGCUCCUCCACAAAAAUCUCUUGGAUUCUCCCGUUUUAGAAGCAAAAGUCCUAAUGAUAAAAUUCCUCUUCGAAGUGUAGGACAUCGAUCAUCGAAAUCAUCUGAUCGCCUUGGGGAUACAACUGAAGGUGAUAACAAAGAAAAAACAAAACAGAGAUCUUCAGUUGAAGACUGGGAAAUUGAUCGUUCUCUUGUAACAUAUCACAAAAAAAUUGGAAGUGGAUCCUUUGGCACUGUAUAUUUGGGAAGCUAUUUCGGAAAAGUGGCUAUUAAAAAAUUAAAUGUUGGCGAACCAAGUCCAGUACAACUCCAGGCUUUCAAAAAUGAAGUUGCUGUAUUGAAAAAAACUCGUCAUGCUAAUGUUCUUCUUUUUAUGGGCUGGAUGAGAGAACCUGAUCUUGCCAUUGUUACUCAGUGGUGUGAAGGUUCAUCAUUAUAUCGUCAUAUCCAUGUAAUUGAACCAAGAAUUGAUUUUGAGAUAUCUUCAAUUAUUGAUAUUUGCAAGCAGAUUUCUCAAGGAAUGAAUUAUCUCCAUUCGCGUCAUAUCAUCCACAGGGAUUUGAAGUCGAAUAACAUUUUUUUGACGGAAGACAGCACAGUUAAAAUCGGUGAUUUUGGACUUGCAACCGUGAAAACAAGGUGGAGUGGUAGUCAACAGAAUCAGCGACCAACUGGAAGUAUAUUAUGGAUGGCUCCUGAGGUGAUUCGGAUGCAAGAUCCUAAUCCAUAUACACCACUAUCUGAUGUUUAUUCUUUUGGAAUUUGUUUAUACGAAUUGCUAACAGGAACAUUGCCUUAUUCGCACAUCAAUAGUAGAGAUCAGAUAUUAUUUAUGGUCGGCAGAGGUUAUUUAAAACCUGAUUUAUCGAAACUACGCCAUGACACGCCUAAAGGACUUCAGACUAUACUUGAGCGUUGCAUCAAAUAUUCUCGUGAUGAUCGACUUGAAUUUAAUCAAGUACUAACAUAUUUGGAACGAACAUCCGCUGAUCUUCCACGGCUUAAGCGCUCUGUAUCUGAGCCACAGCUUUAUUGCAGUCAGUUUGAUCAGAAUGAAUUUCUUUUUCCCGUCCAAUCACCAAUUACACCGAAGGGGGCGGUGUCAGUCAAUAAUUUUCCAGUUUUUUCUAUUUAUAAUUUUGCUGAAUAUUCUUAA